Messenger RNA from Brassica rapa (field mustard), 6782 nucleotides. RefSeq lists its product as uncharacterized. NCBI's taxonomy places the organism in Eukaryota, Viridiplantae, Streptophyta, Magnoliopsida, Brassicales, Brassicaceae. The record is from RefSeq and is a predicted model, not a curated record.
GGUUAAUUUUUUUUCUGUAACAAAAGUUAAUUCGAUUUAUAAUUUUUUUUCUGAAUGGGCUGUAUCAGUUAAAUUAUAUUUUUUAAGUUAAACGCCCAAAACCCAAUUAAUAAUAUUUAUUUUGCUGAUAACAAAGUGAUAUUAAAUAGGAAUAACAUAUAAUAUAUAAGAAAGACCAAAAAAAAAAAAAAAUAAAAGGUCCAAACAACCUUUAUAAGUAGAUUUAUCAAGACUGCUUCCAUUUUAAUAGAAUAGAUACAAAGGAUCAUUUACUUUAAACCCCCUUUAACUAAUUUGAAGCUAUAAUACUCUUUUUAGCCGACCAAAAAAUAAACUAAAAUUUUUAGUCGGCAAUAUAGGUCUAAGUCAGAGAAUUAAUCAAUUAAAGAAAGGAAAUAGCGAAAAGGAAAAAGAGAACGAGCGUGGAGAAGCAGAAUGAUUAAAGUGGAAUCAUAUCCAAACGGCCAUUCUAUGGCCGUUUCUCUAUAAAUAACGACUCUUCUCUUCAUCAUUACCAAACUCAUCCUUCAGCACUUAAAUCUUUUCACAACACUUCCUCUUUUGUCAUAAUAAUAAUAAUCAAAUUAAUUACAUAACUGAAACAGAACACAAAAUGUCUUCAAUGGGAGCAAACUACGCACAACUACAAGUCAUGCAGAAGAAACAAAAGGAGAAGAUGAUGAUGAAGAAGAGACUAGAAAAGGAGAGACAUGGAGGGGUGGACGGUGGAGAAACCGUCGGAGUUUCUUCUGCCGCCCCUGGAAAGAGUGGUACCAGAAUAUUUCCAGUCAAGUCUUCUCUGUCGGCAACUUAUGAAGAAGUAAGAAGGCAAGAUUGAAAGUGUGAGACGGUCUUGUGUUGUAUAAGUUCGACUUUUGUGGUUUUGUGUGUUCUAUAAGUUAGACUUUGUGGCUUUGUGUGUGAUGUGAUACAAGUGCCAUCCUUUGCGUCUAGGUUUUAAGUUACGUAAUUUGUGUUACUUUGCUAAAUGUUAUUGUUGCCAAUUGUAUUAAAAACAUUGCAUUUUUCGUACAAUUCAAUCAACAUGUAAAAUAUUUCUUUAUCCACAGUGUAUUUUGAAAUAAAAGUAUUGACUUUGAGGCCUGGUCACGUAGAUUUUCCCUUUUAUAGAAAAGUUGUUACAAAACGAUGUUGAUGUUGAGAUUAUUUUAUUUAUUUCAGACUUCUUUGGCAAAAGUUUUGUGGUUGACAUUUUUUAAAUAAAAAGACUAAAAAGAAAAGUGUUAUGAUAUAAUGAGGAUCUGAGAUAGAGAUUGAACGUUGUUCAAAAAAAAAGAAGAAGAUAUAUAGAGAUUGAACUCAACGUCCUUAGAACAAAAAACUGAAAGGAAAUCUGGUGUGAAAUGAUCGAACUGGAUAGAAGUAGAGUAGAGGUUAUAUAUGGGGAAGGUUGAGUGGUUUGAUCGGUUACUUUCCUCCCAUUAUGAUGUCGAGAUUAUUUAAUUGUUUUUUUUUUUUGUCGGGGAUUUAUUUAGAUAUUACAAUUAUGAGAAAGAUUACAAAGACGAUUCGAUUACCGACAAUACUACCUGCCUUAUGAGGAUCUACGCCUAACUGCCUCAUUUGAGCCGUCCUAUGAAGAUCACGCCUGACCGGAUUUACUUGCACCAUGUUGAGAAACUCUUGUAAGCCUUUCUUCCGUAAUCGCAUAAUUGUUGAAUAAAUCGCUUGUUCCGGGAAUUGAAACCUGGAUUUCCUGUGCAAUCUGCAAGAAAUUGCAUAGUCUGGGAUUUAAACCCCAGACCUGGGUGUAGAAGCCUUUGAACCAUAACCACUAGGCUACGGUGCUUCCACAAAGAUGAAAAAGUAGGUUCUACCGAGAAUUGAACUCGGGUAAUUAUUUAAUUGUUUAGGUAGCAUAGAUUAGUUAAAGUUAUUAUGAACGAAAACAAUAGUAAAUGAUGGCGUGUUUAUGUUUUUUUUUUUUCUAAAAAAUGAUCGAGAUGGGAUUUUUUUCUUCUUCUUAUGUUUAGAGGUUUUGGGUCAGAAACGCUACCAUACUCGACCAAGACAACCUUGACUAAGCCAUUCCCACUGUCAGUAGUGGCGGAACCAGAAAUAUUUUUUACUAAAAUUAUAAUAUAUAAAUUUAAUAUUUAAAUUAGAUAUAUAUAUAUUUUAUUAUAACAAAAAUAAUUUGUUUUAACAAAUUAAUGGGAACAUAUAAAUUUUUUUACAGAAAUUAAUAGGGCCAAAUGCUAAAUUUUAACUAAAUAUUAUAAAAUCUUUAGACGAAAAAAUACACUAAAUUUUUUUCCCAAAUUUUACUAGGGUCACCUGACCCCACGUGUUUUUAUCUGCCUAUGUCCUUGUCUACCAUGAUAAGUCAAAAGGAAGGUUACACAUUAAAACCACUAGAUUCAUGUCCAUUCCUUCCCAACAGGUCUAACUCCAAGUUCUGUUUAUCACUAUCGAAGAUCGACUAUUCUAAAAGAAGAAAUAGAUCAAUAGCUCAAGAGAAUCAAUAACUUGGAAUAAAACCAACUUUUCAAGGCAACCACAUCAAAGGUGAGAAAAUAAAAGUUGAUUUCCAUUCAAUAUGAUUAUCUUGAACUAAUAAACUUGAUUUAUGUCUUUGAGACUUUGACAACUUGUUUCAAAAUUGCUUAAAAUUAGCUAAUGAAAUGUAGCUUGUCAUUUAUCCUUUUGAUUCUCGUUUUUGAAUUUGACCCUAGAAGGUUAUGAGCUGAUAGGAUAAUUGUAUAAAUUCCCCUUGCAGCUCUAUAAUUGGUAAGACUUUUAUUAAAAUAAAACACUGAACUUUCUUCACUUGAGUUUCAUAUAACACUUGUUCUUUCUAAGACUUUCUCGAGAUCCAAAACUCCAUUGUUUGAGAAACUGUAUUGUAGCAUAGGUCUUCCACAAAUUGUGUGGUGAAAAUCAAUCCAUCCAUUACCUAACUCAUUUCCGUAGCUCCUUUGUCUAAAACUAAAUCAGCUUUUUGAACCACUCAUCGACCAAUUUCUCGCUUUAGAAUCCUAGGAGUAAUAUUUAGUCUUUGGCUUAUAUCAUUCUAUAUUUAGAGAGUGGUGGGCAAGACUCAGAUCAUACAUAUAGAGUGGACAUCGCAAACACUAGGAAGAAUCAGGGGUGGACCCACCUUGGAAAAGAGUGUGGCACAUGCCACAUACUGUUAAUAUAAUUCUCAUGUGAAAUGCUUAGACAUAUGAAAAUGGGUAGCUCUUUUGGUUUAAAUGGCUACAUUGUGUUCCAAAUGGCCAAUUCCAAUUUCAAACCCUUUAAAUUGUCUUUCUAGUUUCUACUUUUCGACACAUUUUUAAUUACUUUUUAAUAAAAUAGUUUUCUUUUCCCCUCAUUUUUGCUACCUAAGAUUAUUUUUUUGUUUUUCAAUUUUCUACACAUUUUUAAUUAAUAUUUGGUAAAAUAGUUUUCUUUUUCUUUUCUUCUCUGGUUUACACAAAACUAUUUUUCUUUCUUUAUAAUAUUUUUCUUUUCUUUUCUAAUACUAUAUUUUCUACAAAAAUCAUUUAUUCUAGUUUAAUUCUAACGAUUAUUUCUAUUAUUUUAUUUUUUCAAUACAUAGAUUUUUAAAACUAAUAGGAAUAAAGGUUGUAACUAUUAUAUGCAGUAUAUAAUUUAAAAUUACUUAAAGUGUAGAUUUAAAAUUGUGAAAAUUAAUUACCAAAAAUAUAAAAAUUAUUAUUUCUUUUGGUUCAUUUAAAAAUAAGAUGUAAAUUUCUAGUGCCUAAUGUAAGUUUUUGUAAAAAAAAUGAAAUAAAGUCCAAUUCACUUAAUUAUUUAAUAUUUUAAUUAUAUAUAUAUUUAUUUAUUUAUUUAUUAUGCCACACAUUAAAAAAAAAAUCUUGAUCCGCCCCUAGGCGGAUUACUUCUUUUUUUGUCUAAGUUCGAGGAGCCCAAAGGUGUUUGGAUGAGGUGUAAAGAUACUUUUGUUAUUGCUUGGCUAACUAAACAAAGAUAUCGGGCCUGCCUAGGAGAUCUACAAGACAGGUAGCGCACUAAAUCAAUUAUUAGGACCAUAAUCUAUUGGGAUCAUAAUCUUCAUGAUUGUUAAUUAGUUUGCGAAUAAUGUGGCAUGCAGAAUAAUUGGCGAUAACGAAAGAGCACAUGUGCACCAUAUGGUUAUACAUAAUUUUAUUUUUUUGAAAGCUUUCUAUUUAAAUGUGAGUAACCAUUGCAGCUUUGACAAAGAUCAUACAGUUUUUGAAAAGUAGCAGAGACAAGCCGUAGAUUAAGCUAGUGAUGGAAGCAAUAUGGUUAUGCACAAUUUACAUAUCAUAUGCUUUCAUGGGCAUAGUUGUCGCUAGAAACAAAACAUGCGUCGUUGGAGAAAGCUUUGAGUCGUUUAUUCCCAAUUUCCCAUUAGCUAGGCAUGAGGCCAUGUGCUUUUCGGCGUUUUCGCUUUCCCACGUUAUAUAUGUUACCAUCUUUUUAAUUUGUUACCCCGACUUCUCUCACUUUCGGACAAAAAUGGCUGUCAUUUUUGGACAAGAUAGAAACAUCAUGUCAAUGAAAUAGUUCGAAAUGAUUGUGAUUGUUGACAAUUGUUUUUAGUAACUUCCAUAAUGUAUUUGGUGACACAUACCUUCGCCAUCACAAUCGUGAUGGACUAAUUACUCGAGUUUGGUAACUAAUCAACAUAUAGAUCCAAUAACAACUACAGCAAAUCUAAUUUUUAUCGAUUUUCUUUUGCAAUUUUUUUUUAUCGAUUUUUCUUUAAUAUUUCUUUUUUCAAAACGCUGAAUGAAAACUAUACAGAAACUGAUUUUAGCUAUAGACUCAGUUUUAAAAAUUGAAACAUGAUUGUUUUUUAAAAAGACUACAAGAAUAAAAGUGGUUCACAACUUCUACAACAUCUUCCAAUCAACUCCUAUGUUAGUAAUGGUAAUUUUUUCUUGUAUCUUGCUUAUUAUUGUAUACAGUAAAAAUUCUAUAUAAAUUACUAAUGUUGGGACUAUGAUAAUUUAUAGAGUUAUUAAUUUACAGAAAAUUUUCAUCUUUAGACUUAUAUUUUUAAAAGUAUUUUUAUAGAAAAUAAGAAAAGAAUUUGUUAUUUCAUAUUAUUAUAUUAGUUAAAACUUUAUAGAUUUGAAUUUCAUCUAUUUCUAUGAGAUUAUUUGAUACAUUUUAUGUAUUUUGAACACAUAUGGAAGUAUACAAUUUUUGUUAUAUAUGUAAUUCGUUAAAGUAACAUCAAAAUAUUAAAAUGAAAAUUAAAAACUCAAGAUACAAUACAUUAUCAAAUUAAUAAACAAUAAAAUUCUUUAUUUAUGUAUAUAUAAUUUUUUUAUAUAUCGUAAUUAUUAAUUUAUGAUUUCAAUGGAACUAUAUAUUUAGCUAGAAGUUUUCUAAAUAUUGUUAUCUUAUUUUUUUUGAAUUAUGUCAUAUUUUACACUAGUACAACUUGGCACCAGAAGUAUUUAUUAAUUUACCGUGUCUAUUAAUUUAUCAAAUAUUAUUUAUAGAGUUUUGCUAUGGUAUUUUAGGUAGCUUGUUAAUGACAAGUGAAGCCUAAUAGCCAUAUUAAUAUAUUUAAAAUAAAUAAUUCCUUAUUAAAUCAAAUAAUAUAUUUUAUAUCAAACCAAAAAUGAAUUAAAAUUAAUUUAUGAAUAAAUAAUAGAUAACAUAUAAAUAAAUAAAAUUAUAAAUUAAAUUUAUAUCCAAUUGAAAUGAUAUUAACAUUUCAAUUAUUAUUUUGGGUCAUCUAACUGUAAAUUAAUGGAUUAGCAAUUGUAUUCAUUUGUAGUAAUCCAGGCUAAAAUUUGAUAAUACAUGAACAUUUAAAAAUCCAUCUUAUACUCUACAAAUGGAUAUAUUAAUAAUAGAAUAACAAUCAACUGAUCAUUUAUUUUAUAAUCUAAAUUUACAUAAGAGUAUGAUUUUUUAUCAGUUAUUAUAUUUUUUUAUUGAAAAAUCAGUCAGUUAUUAGUUAAGUUUGUAAAUUUUUAACAAUAGACAAAAAAAAUCAAACAAAUUGUAAAACUGAAUUUGAAAAGUGAACAAAUUUAAAUGUUAAUUAGCCACAAGAACAGCUUUAUGAAGCUAAUCUUUUACAGAUUUAUUUAUUAAAAAUUAAAUAAAAGAAAUAUUACAAGAUGAUCUUAAAACUGAUAAAUUUAUUUAUUUUGAGGAUUUAAGCCUAAAGAUUCUAUUUGCACUACAAUGAGUUUUCUUAUGGACAUGGAUUUUUGAUGUUAUAACAUGCUGGAAAUUUUCAAUAAUCUUUUUUCAUUAUUUUUUUAAUUAAUCUGCAUUAUAAAUUCGAAAUCCAUAUAUUUCAGUGCAAGAAAUUAUGAAAUCUUUGAUCAAACCACUAUAAAACUGAAAAAUUCUAAUUUGUAAAAGAAAUUGGGGCAUUAUAUAUCAAAUAAAAUCAUAAUGACACUGGCCUUAGUUUAAUAGAGUCGGUAGCUAAGCCGAGUUGAGCUGAGCCGAGCCGUUUAGUUAUUCGAGUGUGUGUCGGUGGAGAAAUCCAAAGCCGGCUCCAGUAUGAGAACACUCUGUCACUCUCCACCAGCCCACACACAGCUCUCCUCUCCUCCCUUUUAUACUUUUUUUUUGUAGUCAAAUAAUUACAGAAAGAAAGAAAGAAAGAGAAUCCGAAUCUCCUCUCUCUCUAAUCUCGUCUUCUUCGCUUCUCCUCUACGAAACUGAGAAAUGCAGAACUGAUUGUACUUUCUCUCCUUCCCUCUUCUCGCAUUUCCUUUGAGGGGCGUUGAUGUUCUGAGGGUGUUUGGCUGAGUAGAUCCGGGCAAGGUCUUUGGGUCUAGUUUUGAUUUGAG